GAGAGCAGGUAUCGUAUAAGAAAAAAAAAAAAAAAAAGAAACAAGUACUACCGUUAUUCCUAUCAUAUGAGGUUAAUUGAUCAUAUCAAUCAUCCAUCAUCAUCCCAUAAUCCAUCUGUUUUUAUAUUUUCUUUUUUUCAUAGAUAUUUUUCCAAAGGCAGAAAUUAACUCUGGACGUCCAGGUUCAUUAAUUCAUCGAUUUGUAAGUAAUCCCAACAUUGUCAUGUUGAGUGGGGAUGCUUGGAGAAGACAUCGAAAGAUAGUCAACCCAGCUUUCAAUUUAUCUAUGCCUAUUGGACUUUUUGGUGAAUUUACUCAAGUCAUGUUCAACACUAUCGACAAAUUAGGUUCAAAGGUGGAUGUAUUGACACUUUUUGAACGAUUGACUUUAGAUGUGAUGGGACGAUAUUUACUUUCUUUCGACUUUAAGGCACUUGAAGAUCAAGAAAAUGAAUGGGUAUCCGUUUAUAAUAGUGUUAAAGAUGGUAUCAUGAGUCCUUUCUUUUUAGUCUUUUCUAUUUUUGAUACAGAUUGGGUACAUUUGUUUCCAAAGCGUGCUAAAGCCCAUGACAAUAUGACACGCUUUUUAAACAUGUUGGAUAGCAUCAUUGAAAAGAAAAGGCUGGCUUUGAAAGAAAACAAAAAUAGAAAUCAAUCCUUGGAUGCACAAGAUCGCGACCUUUUGACCAUGAUGAUUGAAAGUGAAGAUGGAAAUGGCGGUGCCGCUUUGUCCAACGAAGAACUUCGAAAAAACUUGUGCAUGUUCUUCUUGGCUGGUCAUGAUACAACAGCUUUCACCUUAUCUUUCAUGGUCUAUGAACUAGCAAAGCAUCCGGAUGUACAAGAGAAGGCACGACAAGAAGCAAUCAGGAUUUUGGGUGAUAAACCUAUGGAUGUAUUGCCAACGAUUGAAGAUAUCCGCAAAAUGACAUACAUCAAUGCUGUCAUGAAAGAAACCAUGAGAUUACAUAAUCCACUGUUGGCUACUACUACUCGACAAGCAACGGAGGACUGUCAGUUAGGUUCUGUUUAUGUACCACGUGGGGCCUUUGUUUGUGCAGAUAUGACGAACCUUCAUCGAAAUCCUAAAGUUUGGAGUUCACCAUAUACAUUCAAUCCAGAUCGCUUUUUACCAGGUGGUGAAGCUGAACGUCAUCCAGGUAGUGGUUUAGCUUGGAUUCCUUUUUCAAAUGGUAGUCGAAUGUGUGUUGGUGCCAACUUUAGCAUGAAUGAACAGAGAGUAGUGAUGUCUAUGCUAUUGCGAAAGUUUACAUGGAAGUUACCUAGCGAUUCUAUUCAUGCCAAUGGAUUGAUUACUCGUGGACUUGCUUUUAGUAUUAUAUCUACUACUAGCUUGGAUAUCAAUUUCGAAAAACGAUACUAAUCUUCAAACAAGUAUGUCCUUCUUCUACUUUAUGAAAUCAUCAUUUCAAGAAAAAUAAAAGUCACCAAUAAAAGAUGUAAUGAACAGAUAUUUAGUAUAAACUACUAAUAUAAAAUAAUAAUAAAGUAAAAACCUUAUAUCUAAUGUUACUGAUGUAAUACAUAUAAUGACUAUGUAAGUGGUGAUGGAUUGAUGAUGAUAGGUGGAUGAUGUUAAUGAAUAAAUAAAUGAGCGUUAAGAACAUUGAGGACGAUGGUAACCAAAAUAAUCUUGAUAAUGAGAGAGAUCAAUGAAUAUGACUUUAUUAAUAAAAAAAUACGAAAAUAAAUGUUUAUACUAUAUUGAUUUAAAGCUGCUAAUAUAACUAACCCUAAC
This is a messenger RNA of Halteromyces radiatus, 1759 nucleotides long. RefSeq names its product cytochrome P450. The coding region runs from base 224 to 1384 and encodes 386 amino acids. Lineage: Eukaryota; Fungi; Mucoromycota; Mucoromycetes; Mucorales; Cunninghamellaceae. Gene Ontology annotation, molecular function: heme binding; monooxygenase activity; oxidoreductase activity, acting on paired donors, with incorporation or reduction of molecular oxygen. The record is from RefSeq and is a predicted model, not a curated record. The transcript has 8 exons.